Microdochium trichocladiopsis is the source of this 3603-nucleotide messenger RNA. Its product is annotated as vacuolar protein-sorting protein BRO1. Gene Ontology annotation, biological process: protein transport to vacuole involved in ubiquitin-dependent protein catabolic process via the multivesicular body sorting pathway. The record is from RefSeq and is a predicted model, not a curated record. The transcript is spliced from 4 exons. NCBI's taxonomy places the organism in Eukaryota, Fungi, Ascomycota, Sordariomycetes, Xylariales, Microdochiaceae. Gene Ontology annotation, molecular function: protein binding. Bases 294 to 3368 code for a protein of 1024 amino acids. Gene Ontology annotation, cellular component: endosome.
GGCGGCCCUGGCCCAACCGCCACUGCACAUCACCGUGCGAUGUGCGCUAGGGGAGCUCACGCUGCUUCAGAGCUGCGAGCCCAAAACCACCCGCCCCUCUGAGAACCACGACACACUGGCGCAUCUCACCCUACCCAGCCAUCCCAGUGUCGACAGUCAUCCUUCCCGGCGCCUUCCGGUCCCGUCUCGAGCUGCCAACUCCUUCUCCGCCGACGCAGAGAGUCGCGGUAGCACCCCGUCCGUCUCACUUGCUGCCCGACAAUCCCACUGCGCGUCGUGCGCCGGCUGCCGCCAUGCCGCAGACGCCCAUGAUCUCGGUGCCGCUCAAGGCCACAAACGAGAUUGACUGGAUAGGCCCUCUCAAGGCCUACAUUCGCAACACGUACGGCGACGAUCCGGAGCGCUAUGCCGAAGAGUGCGCAACCCUCAACCGCCUCCGCCAGGACAUGCGGGGUGCCGGCAAGGACAGCACCGCAGGCAGAGACCUGCUGUAUCGCUACUACGGCCAGCUCGAGCUGCUCGACCUUCGCUUCCCAGUCGACGAGCAGCACAUCAAAAUCUCAUUCACAUGGUUCGACGCCUUUACGCACAAGGCCACUGCCCAAUACUCGCUCGCGUUCGAGAAGGCGUCCAUAAUAUUCAACAUCUGCGCCGUCCUUUCGUGCCAUGCCGCGUUGCAGACACGGUCCGAGGAGUCUGGGCUCAAGACAGCAUAUCACUCCUUCCAAGCAUCUGCGGGCAUGUUCACCUACAUAAACGAGAACUUUCUGCACGCCCCUUCGUCCGACCUCAGCCGAGAGACAGUGAAGACCCUUAUUCAGAUCAUGCUGGCACAAGCACAGGAAGUAUUUCUGGAAAAGCAGGUGGCCGACCAGAAGAAGAACGGACUUCUGGCCAAACUCUCGAGCCAAGCUGCCGAUCUCUACCAACAGGCGGUAGAAGGGACGCAGGAGAAUGUCAACAAGGCUAUAUUUGAGAAAGUCUGGCUCCUCUUCGUUCAGAUUAAAUACAACCUGAUGAGCUCUAAUGCGCAAUACUACCAAGCUCUUGCCGAUGAAGACGCCAAUUCAUACGGCGUGGCUGUCGCACGGCUCAUGGUGGCUGAAGUCCAGGCGAAGGAGGCGAGCAAGAUCGCCAGCAAUUUCCCCAGUUCCAUGGCGCCAAGCACAAACAUGACCUCAGAAACGGGACCAGCACUUGCUGAGAUCACGAAACGAAACCUGACAACUAUCCAAGAAAAGCUGCAAGGACUUCUCAAGGACAACGACUACAUCUAUCACCAGACCGUGCCGGCUGAGGCAAGUCUCACGGCGAUUCCCAAGCUACCAGCGGCGAAACCAAUUCCUGUGAGCGAACUGUAUGCCGGACAGGAUAUUCAACGCAUCACAGGGCCAGAUCUCUUUGCCAAGAUCGUGCCGUUGGCGGUCACGGAAUCAGCCAGUCUCUACGACGAAGAGAAGGCAAAACUUGUCCGCGCCGAAACUGAGAGAGUCGAUCUAGCCAAUAGCGAAAUGGCUGCGAGUCUCGACUACCUGCGACUACCUGGUGCCCUACAGGUACUCAAGGGAGGUGUGGAUCAGGAAAUACUGCCUGAUGAAGAUUUCCGGACUUGGUGCGACGACGUUGCUGGCCACGAAAAUCCAAUUUCGAUACUGGACACUUUGAGAAUCGACAGAGACUCCAUCAUUGGCACCCUUGACCGAUGUUCGAAACAGCUUGACAUGGAGGAGAGUGUCUGCGAAAAGAUGAGAUCAAAGUACGAGAGCGAGUGGACUCAGCAACCAAGCUCGAGACUUACUACUACGCUUCGAGGCAAUAUUCGCAAUUACCGAGAGGCCCUGGACGAAGCUUCGCGCAGUGAUGGACAGCUGUACGCCAAGUUCCGCCAGAACGAGGCAGACAUUGAAGAAAUGCGGAAUGCAGCGCAACACGGUCGAGUCGACGAGCUGUUCCAGCGAGCUAUACAGAAAGUCCGUGGCAAAACGAGCAACUCCGGAAGCCCUAUUGGAGGCGAGGCAAACCUGUUGGAUACUGAUUUCGAGGAUGGCGGCAUGAGCGUGGCAGAGCAGAUCAGCAGGGUGGAGGACAUCUUGAAGAAACUGAACCUGGUCAAGCGUGAGCGGAACCAGGUACUCAAGGACUUGAAGGAGAAGGUUCACAAUGACGACAUAUCCCAGAUUCUCAUUCUGAACAAGAAAUCCAUUUCAAACUUUGAGACGCAACUCUUUCAGCAGGAGCUCGAGAAAUUCCGGCCGCAUCAACAACGCCUGCUACAGGCCAACCAUAAGCAGUCGGCCCUUAUGAAAGAGCUUAAUAUGUCCUUCAACUCUCUUCUGCAGGAUAAGCGCGUGCGGUCCGAGCAGACCAAAUACGAGACCAUACAGCGGCAACGAGGGUCGGUUGUUAACAGAUACAAGCGAGCCUAUCAGGAAUUUCUCGAUCUCGAAGCCGGGCUGCAGGGUGCCAAGAGAUGGUACAGCGAGAUGAAGGAAACGGUCGACAGCCUGGAGAAGAAUGUUGAGACGUUCGUCAACAACAGGAGAUCAGAGGGCGCCACUCUCUUGAGCCAGAUUGAGCAGGAGCAGGCAGCGAACAAGAGCUCCCAAGCCGAGCUGGAACGGGAGAGGUUGCGUGGUCUGAUGGACCGAAUGUCAAUAGAGCCCAAUGUUUCAGGCCCGGCCAAAUCCUCGAGUCGACCGACGCCGGCGCCGCUCAACUUCAGCAGCCCAAGCAACUCUAGCUACCCCCAAACGAACUUCGGAGGCCAGUACCAGCUUCCUCGGUCCCCACCUCCAAACCAGGCCACCUACCCGACUUUCUCUAGUCCACCUCCGCAGUCGACAUAUUCCUCCCCAGCUCCGCAGCAGCCCUACACGCCAUCUGCCAUGCAGACGACCUUUGGACAGCAGGCCACAUACAACCCGGGCAGCUGGGGUCGCAAUCCUGGACCGACGUCGCCGCCACCCAACCAGACAAGCUUCAGCCUGGGCCCUGCAUCACCUCCACCCACACAGACAUCCUUUGCCCAGCACCAGUAUAGCACGUACGGCAACCACCAGCAGCCGCAACAGCCGCAGCACAUGCAGCACCAACUCCAGCAACAACCGCCGCCGCAGCAGCAGCAGCCUCAACAACAGCAGCAAGGCUACAACAUACCGAGCAACUUUGUGCCACCUCCUCCCCCGCCAGGCCCCCCACCGUUGGGUCCCCAGCAGACAUUCCACUACGAUCAGCAGGACCAGUUGCAGUCGAACCCUUAUGGGCAUCACCAACAACAACAACAUGGUGGCUACGGCCGACAGAGCCAGCCACCUCAUCAACAACAGCAGCAGCAAGAUCCCUGGGCAGGACUGAGCGCUUGGAAGUGAGAGAGGGAGAAGAGAAAAGGAGAGAGCGAAGCUGUCCUCUCUACAGCCUGGAAGCACCUCCUUUUGAAAACUCGCAGAAGGAUGCCUGGUUGGUUGGUUGCGCACGGGGAAAAAGGGCCAAACAACAAAGAACCCCGGCGCUGUGGGCAGUCUCAACAGCCCCGCUGUAAACACGGUGCUUGCCAGUAUAUAGAUAAAGACGCGACGCAAUAACAAUGAUUGAAUUGACAUGGCG